CCGCCGGGCCACUUCAAGGAUCCCAAGCGGCUGUACUGCAAGAACGGCGGCUUCUUCCUGCGCAUCAACCCCGACGGCAGGGUGGACGGCGUCCGCGAGAAGAGCGACCCGCACAUCAAAUUACAACUGCAAGCAGAAGAAAGAGGAGUGGUAUCAAUUAAAGGUGUAUGUGCAAAUCGCUUCCUUGCCAUGAAGGAAGACGGCAGAUUAUUGGGAUUGAAAUGUGUAACAGAAGAAUGUUUCUUUUUUGAGCGCUUGGAAUCCAACAACUACAACACUUACCGGUCACGGAAAUAUUCUGAUUGGUAUGUGGCACUGAAAAGAACUGGGCAAUACAAACUCGGAUCUAAAACUGGACCAGGACAGAAAGCUAUCCUUUUUCUUCCCAUGUCUGCUAAGAGCUGAUUUCAAUGGCAGAUUCCAAAGUUUAUGCCAGAACACAGUAAAGAUGUCGAUUUCCUCAUUAUUCCGAAAGUAGAAAAAUUAACAAUUUAGCUAUGCUGCUGGUGAUGGGGGUAGCAUCUUUCGUCUUGGCAAGCUCAUCAAGGUCCAUCCAUUCACACCUCAGGCACUCCUGCUGGCAGAAGCUGAUGUUGAAUGAGGAAGGCUCCAGGCGAC
Alligator sinensis (Chinese alligator) is the source of this 618-nucleotide messenger RNA. It is a transcript of the gene FGF2, whose product is annotated as fibroblast growth factor 2. The annotation marks the transcript as partial. Gene Ontology annotation, molecular function: fibroblast growth factor receptor binding; growth factor activity. Gene Ontology annotation, cellular component: cytoplasm. The record is from RefSeq and is a predicted model, not a curated record. The transcript has 4 exons. NCBI's taxonomy places the organism in Eukaryota, Metazoa, Chordata, Crocodylia, Alligatoridae. Gene Ontology annotation, biological process: positive regulation of gene expression; animal organ morphogenesis; positive regulation of cell population proliferation.